Molecule: messenger RNA, 4383 nt
Organism: Colletotrichum chrysophilum
Lineage: Eukaryota; Fungi; Ascomycota; Sordariomycetes; Glomerellales; Glomerellaceae
Exons: 2
Coding region: 1-4383 (1460 amino acids)
Biological process (GO): transmembrane transport
Cellular component (GO): fungal-type vacuole; membrane
Molecular function (GO): ABC-type peptide transporter activity; ATP hydrolysis activity; ATP binding
Source: RefSeq, a predicted model, not a curated record
AUGGGCAGCUCUGCAAACUUUGACGAUGCCCGCGACCUGGGUGGCCAACGCGUGGCCCUGUACGGCUAUGCAGCCCUUCAAGAUGUGCUUGGGGCUCCGGCUCUGCAUGCCUUCCCGCAUGCAAAAGUUGGAAACGCCUCCUGGGUCUCGACGGAAUCUCUCGAUGCCGCCAAAGUCAUGGAGUUCACCAAUCUCAAGAAGAAAUGGACGUAUUGGACCGUCUAUCUUAUCGUCGUUGCCGCAGCCGGGCUGCUCCAGGCGACUUUCGCAGCCGUGGCUCCCCCACGGAACCUCUUCAUUAUAUCAGACCUGAUGCCUUGGGUCGGUGCAGUUCUCAUAACUGCCAUUGACCGGCCGUCAAAGACCCCAAAGACUCUGCUCUGCCUGUAUCUCAGCAUAUUUGCCUGCGGUAUCGUUUCGACCGCUUUCAGCUACAAGCUCCACGGUUACAUCUCCAUUCCCACAGUCGUCGACCCUCUGAUCAGUCUUGUCGCACUCAUGGGCAUCGUUGCGAUGCCAAUGCGCGACCCCCGGCUCAGUGACGACGGCAUCGCUCACUCCGACCCUAGUUACGAACUUCGCAGCCCCGAAGAUAACCUCACCUUAUGGAAGUUCAUGACGGUAUCGUGGAUGGGGCCUCUGAUCGCCAGGGGCUCCGAGAAACAGCUUCACGACGAGGACGUCUGGCAGCUGCCCUUCGAUUUCCAGCAUGACCGGCUUCACACCCUCUUCCGCGAUCUUCGUGGCUCGAUGAUGACCAAGCUCAUCUCGGCCAAUGGAAUGGACCUCAUCAUCCAGUCGUGCCUGGGAAUCAUUGAGACCGCCGCAAAUCUGUCUAUUCCGAUCCUGCUCAAGCAGCUCUUGCAGUCAAUCCAAGGCGGCGAUCAGAACGUGGAGGUAUCUGUUCUCUACGCAAUAGCUAUUCUUGCUGUCCGUCUCGCUGCUUGUCAGUCGGCAGUCUUCCAGCUAUGGUAUUCAAGACGCUGCUACGAGAGAUCUAGAGGUGAGAUGAUCACCACACUCUAUGCUAAGACCCUCUCUCGAAAGUUCUUCGGUCAACCUGCUGCGGAGCAGAUGCUUGCCGGCGACGGAGCUGCCAAUGGCGAUGUCAAUCACGACGACGCCGACGACAGCAACGCAGACAGCGAAUCUGCAAGCCGGUUUCGCAAGGUCAUAUCUUGGUUCCGGUCACCAAAGAAGAACAAUCACAAGUACAAGAAGGUGCAAGAGCACAGACAGCCUGCUACUACGGGAAAGAUCCUGAACCUCAUGAGGAGCGACGUCUACGAGGUUGCCCAGCGGUUUUGGGAAUUCCCCACUCUCGUCACGAAGCCGCUUCAGUUUAUCCUGUCCUUCGUCCUCGUUUGGCAGCUCCUCGGCUGGCCUUGUGUUUUGGGCAUGGCCUGCGUCAUUGUUGCGCAAGUUCUGAACACCAUAUUCAUCGCACAGCUUCUGAAGAAAGAGCGUCUUCGAAGGGCUGCAACGGACGCGAGGUUGCAAUCGACAUCCCAGUUUGUUGAAGGCAUCAGACACCUCCGCUGGUAUGACUGGCAGUCCAAGUGGUUGGACAGCAUCAUGGUCACCAGACAGCACGAGCUCAACACCAGAAUCGUUACGGGUCUUUGGAGGAUCGCCAUCGCCACCAUCAACAUCGCUUCCGGGACCCUUUUCCCUGUGGCUACUUUCUUCGCUUAUACGUUCUUGGCUGGCAAGACUCUCACUGUCGACGUGGCCUUCCCGGCCCUUCAACUAUUUGCCAUGCUGGAAACCAGCUUCAAGGAGCUGCCCAACCUUAUCACCGUAGUUUUGAACGCAUCUAUCGCCAUGGGCCGUAUCGAACAGUUCAUGGGCGAGCCUGAUAAGGAUGGCGUGUACGCUGACCAUCUAACAAACGACAUCAAGUUCACCAAAGCCUCUUUUGCCUGGCCUGGGUAUGAGCGGCCAGUGUUAAGAAACCUCGACCUGACCUUUCCCCAGGGUCUCACCGUUGUCUUCGGCAAGGUUGGCUCGGGAAAGUCGGCCCUGUUACAGGCGAUUCUCGGAGAACUGGAUCGCCUAAUGGGCGACGUUAUCAUUCCAACCGAACCGAUCGGCUUCUGCGCUCAAUCCCCGUGGCUUCAGCACAUGAGCAUUCGCGACAACAUCUUGUUCUCGGCGCCUUUCGACGCUGCUCGGUACACCCAAGUACUUGAUGCUUGUGCAUUGCUUCCUGACCUGGCCAACUUCAAGCAUGGCGACUUGUCUGAUAUGGGCGAGAACGGCAUCGGUUUGUCGGGUGGUCAAAGAGCCCGAGUUGCUCUCGCACGAGCUGUGUACAGCCAGUCGCGGGUGCUACUGUUGGACGACCCUCUCGCUGCGUUGGACCACAACACCGCCGAGUCCAUUGUCAAGAAGCUUUUCCAGGGUUCUCUUGUGGAAGGUCGCACGGUUGUCCUUGUCACUCACAGAGUCGAUUUGUGCCUCCAUCUCGCUCAGCAGAUGGUCGAAAUCGUUGACGGCACCGCACGCGUUUUGAGCUCGGAAGAGGCAUCUAAUGAGAUUGCGAAAUUCCUUCUCGAGGACGAAGACCAGACGGCCCAUCAAGAUGAGCAGGAGAACACGAUCGAUGAGACUCAGCAGAACGCCGCGAUCCCAUCCAAGUUCAUUGAAGACGAGCACCGAGCCCACGGCGGAGUCAUGUUGUCUGUCUACUGGACUUAUAUCAAGGCGGGCAAGCUUAAGUGGUGGGGCGCGCUUGUGCUCGUCUUUGGUCUGUUCAGAUUGGGCAGCCUCCUCAACUACUGGUUUCUCAAGGCCUGGGGCGAGUCGUAUAACGAAGAGACCUCUGUGGAGGUUGCCUCGGCUGGCGUGGACUUUUCCCAUCUCUUUGACCAGCUCCCGGAUCCCGAUGUCGACCUGCGCCCGUGGCUUUUUGUUUAUCUGGGAAUCGCGAUUUUCCAGGCUCUCAUCUUCACCUUGUCUGAAGGUCUCGCCCUGCUCAUGAUCUAUAAGGCCGCCAAGAGCCUGUUCCGCCGGGUCAUUGAGAAAGUCAGCCGGGCCACCUUCCGGUUCUACGACGUCACUCCCGUCGGACGCCUCAUGAACCGCCUCGUCUCAGAUAUCGGUAUGAUUGACGGAGGUAUCAUGUCUCCCUUGCAACAGGUGGCUUGGUGGUCCCUGGCCUGGUUCUCGAGUAUGGUGGUCAUUGCCUCCGUCACCCCGCUCUUCCUUCUCUUUUCCGUCGGAAUGACUCUGUGGUUCGUUUACGUCUUCAUGCGCUUCCUACCGACGUCGCAAAGUCUGCGAAGAUUGGAGAUGGUCUCGCUGAGUCCGCUGAUGUCCAACUUUGGCAUUCUCCUUGAUGGUUUGGCUACGAUCCGUGCCUUCAAAGCCCAGCACCACUUCCAGAACAUGAACAUCGUGGUCACCGACGCCUUUCAGAAGAUGGACCACUUCUACUGGAGCUUGCAGGCUUGGCUGAUGUACAGAUUCGACGCCCUAUCUGCCCUCUCAACGUUUGCACUUACUCUUCUGGCGCUCUACAAGGGACUGUCGCCGGGUUUGACGGCUUUCGUCCUCACCACCGCCUCGUCCUUUGUCGAGGCAACCCACAACCUCUGUAAGCAGUACGGUACCCUCCAGAUGGACUUUGUGUCCGUUGAGCGUGUAAUCGAGCUUCUUCACAUUCCAGAGGAGCCCUGCGGAGACACCAAGCCUCCCGCCAGCUGGCCUCACCACGUCGACGACGUCAGCUUUGAGAACGUCACUCUGAAGUACGCACCCCAUCUUGAUCCCUCGCUGUCAAAUGCCACCUUCACAAUCCCUGGCGGAUCGACUUGCGCCGUUCUGGGCAGAACAGGGUCUGGUAAGUCCACCCUGGCCCUCGCGCUCCUCGCAACGAUCCACCCGUCCGAGGGUUGCAUCCGCAUAGGUGAGUACAAGCUGUCCGACGUAGACGUCCACUUGUGGCGGCAGAGAGUCAGCUUCGUUGCACAAGAUCCGGUACUCUUCCCCGGCACGCUCCGUGAUAACCUCGACCCGUUGCAUCAGUACACCGAUGUCGACUGCAUCGGGGUUCUGCAUCGCGUCUUGGGUCCCGACUGGGAUCUCUACAUGCACAUCGAGGGCGGCGGCAAGAACCUGAGCCAGGGCCAGCGUCAGCUUGUCGGUAUCGGUCGGGCAGUCCUCCGACGGAGCCCGAUUGUUGUGCUGGAUGAGGCGACGGCGUCGAUUGACAAGGAGACGGCCGCUAGAGUUCAGGAGGUGCUGAGGAACGAGUUGACAACCAGCACCGUCAUCACCAUUGCCCACCGUCUCGAGGCAGUCCAAGAUGCCAACUACUUCAUUCGUUUGGAUAAGGGUAAGGUGGCCGAGCACGGGCCGACGCAAGGCUUGAAUCAGUAG